AUAAAACUCAAACAGCAAGUGCAGACCGGGGUUUUACAUCUUCCAUGCUCAGACUUGUGACAGCAGCACAUUGGCAGGGGAGAAACCUGGAGGCUAUCCCCAGGGUACCUGAGACCUCCAAGAAGAGGGAGAUAAAUGAGGCCGUUGCUCUGUAAUCUCACGGGGACAAAGACAAGGUGACUCACUGCUCAGAAGGAAACUUUGGAUGAGGUUUCUCGCCUGCCACUGUCGUGCCCUGCCACCCUGGGUAAUUCUAGCACGAAACCAAGGGCCAGCCAAGCCACAUGUGACAAAAGAAGACAGACAUGGCCAUGGAGCAAGCUGAACAUAACCCAAAUGCUACCGUCAACUUCAACUUUGCUGCAAUCUACAACCUCCAUGAUGGGGAUUUAACCUCCUUGCGGAACUUCUCCUUCCCUUUCAAUUUCAGUUACAGCGAUUAUGACUUGCCACUGGACAGUGAAGACGACAUGACCAAAACCCGCACCUUCUUUGCAGCCAAGAUUGUGAUUGGGGUGGCUCUGGUUGGCAUCAUGCUGGUCUGUGGCAUUGGUAACUUCAUCUUCAUUGCUGCUCUCGCCCGCUACAAGAAGCUGCGAAACCUCACCAACCUGCUGAUUGCCAACCUGGCCAUCUCAGACUUCAUUGUGGCCAUCGUGUGCUGCCCCUUCGAGAUGGACUACUACGUGGUGCGACAGCUGUCCUGGGAGCACGGCCACGUCCUCUGUGCCUCAGUCAACUACCUACGCACCGUCUCCCUCUAUGUUUCUACCAAUGCUCUCCUGGCUAUAGCUGUUGACAGGUAUCUGGCCAUUGUUCACCCACUGAAACCACGCAUGAAUUAUCAAACAGCAACCUUCCUAAUUGCUUUGGUCUGGAUUGUCUCCAUACUUGUAGCUAUCCCAUCUGCAUACUUUGCUACUGAAACGGUGUUAUUUAUAGUGAAAAACCAGGAGAAAAUUUUCUGUGGUCAAAUCUGGCCAGUUGACCAGCAGAUGUACUACAAAUCAUACUUCCUCUUCAUCUUUGGCAUUGAAUUUGUCGCACCUGUGAUUACGAUGACCUUGUGUUAUGCCAGGAUCUCUCGGGAGCUUUGGUUUAAAACUGUACCAGGAUUUCAGACGGAACAGAUCAGAAAGAGGCUUCGAUGCAGAAGAAAAACUGUUAUGGUACUGAUGUGCAUCCUGACUGCCUAUGUUCUCUGCUGGGCACCUUUCUAUGGCUUCACAAUUGUCCGUGACUUUUUCCCCACCAUCUUUGUGAAAGAGAAGCAUUAUCUCACUGCUUUUUACAUAGUUGAAUGCAUUGCUAUGAGUAACAGCAUGAUAAACACCAUGUGUUUUGUAACUGUAAAAAAUAACACCAUGAAGUAUUUCAAGAAGAUCAUGUUGCUCAGAUGGAGAUCAACAUAUAAUGGAAGCAAAUCUAGCACAGAUAUAGACCUGAGAACAAGUGCAAUGCCAGUCACAGAAGAGGUAGACUGCAUAAAACUGAAAUAAAUCUUCUGCGUUCUAAUCUCCCAUAUUUUGGAGAGGGGGUACAGAGGAAAUAAUGCCUCCUCAGAAGCUUCUCCCUUGUCUGUGGGAAUACCCACUAUUGCUGAGAGCCCUCGAAAAGCAGCCUGCUUCCACCAGAACUCUUUUCACUGGACUGCUGUAUAAUCCCAUAACUCUGACUGAUGUUGUGCUUCAGUUCACCCAUCUGUAAAUUCGGGAUGUAGACUCUCAUUUUAGAGUUUAAAAUUUCAGGUGAACAAAAAAGUCUAUGAAUGCAUUAAAGCAUAUUACAAUGAUGGAAGAGUUGAUUGCUGAUCCUAGCAAUGAUGCCUCUGUUUCUUCUUAAAAGAAAUCUUGUAACUCCUUUGAGCUUAUCAUUCAUACCUUUAAGCUAUUUGGUGUCCUCUUCCUUCUGCUCACAAGUAGAAGGAUGGCAAAAAAGCCCAUUUUGCUUCAUGUCACUCUUUAUCCUGUUAACCCCUCAUGAUGAAGCUCCUUGAAGUCUACAGACCACCAGCUUUCUAUUGUCCAAUGUGCAGCAUGCUCCUACGAAAGGCACAUUCUCUACAAAGCUAAAUACUGCUUCACAGUAUAGUGAAAACCUCAAGUCUCUUCCUGUGACACCUUGUUUAAGAACAUUUUAUCUACAUUUCACUCUGUAGUUUUAUGUAGAGUGUUACUCUGUUUAUUAUGUAUUUGGAAAUGGCACAGUUAAAUAUUGAAGGGACCUGUUUCCUUCUCUCACCUCCAGGCACUCUAUAGCCAGCUUCUUCUGCCUUGAGUCACUGAGCUCUUCACAGAAUCAGUCACAAAAUCAUAGUGGUGGGGAACAUCUCCAGAUUGUCUAGUCCACUCCUCUGCUCAAGCAGGGUCAGCUAGAACAGGUUCCCCAGCAUUGUGUCCUGUUGGGCUUUGACUGACGCCAGGGAUGGAGACUCCACAGCCUACCUGGACCACCUGUGCCAGUGUGCAACAGCCCACACAGUAAAAAAGUGUUUUCUUAUGUUCAGAUGGAAUAUCAUGUGUUUCAAGUUGUUUUUCAGUGGGAUCCAUAUAAAAGUAUAGCAUGUUAGUGGGGAAAAAAUCAACUCUGCUGAACCAGGCCUAGAUAUCUUAUAAAGUCUGUGUACACGUUCAAAAUAAAGUACAAGUAGGGCCAAAAUAGCAUAGAGAUCUCGAGACAGUCUGUCCUUCUGCAAGCAAUGGAGACAGACUCUAGGCUUCAGCAAGCCAGUCACUGGUUGAGUUGAGUAGUUCGUUGUCUGGUCGAACGUGAGGCAACAACUCAAGAUGAAUUCUGCAUUGCCUCCCCCAGUGCAGUUUUUACUACUCUGAUUUUGUGCAACUCCAGGACAGGUGUUUCUUAACUGAUAAUCGUAAUAAAGCAGGUGACAGUAGCAGUAAUACCUACUCAUUUAAACUACACAUAAGAUAUCAUGGACUUUGUGUAUUGAAAUGAAGUCUUUUCUAUUGUGAUGACAAAUGCUUCCUGUUUUAAAGUAUGUGGUACUGCCUACUUUUGGAGUAAAUGGCUUUUGUAAAUAAUUUGUCUAUUUGUGAAUUUAAAGUGAGCAGCAAAUCCUGCUAAUAAAACAAUAAACAUGGAGUCAA
Molecule: messenger RNA, 3107 nt
Organism: Grus americana (Whooping crane)
Lineage: Eukaryota; Metazoa; Chordata; Aves; Gruiformes; Gruidae
Gene: PROKR1
Product: prokineticin receptor 1
Exons: 4
Coding region: 306-1499 (397 amino acids)
Biological process (GO): neuropeptide signaling pathway
Cellular component (GO): membrane
Molecular function (GO): neuropeptide Y receptor activity
Source: RefSeq, a predicted model, not a curated record